AUGGUGGCAAAGGAGAUCGCCUUGGGAGAUAGGAAGGACCUGAAGAACGCAUUUAGGUGGGACGAAGUCAAGUUGAACCUACCAGGUUCAAGUACGUAUGACCCCAGCUUGCAUUGGGUGUUCAAGAUCCGGUGGUCUGAUGGUAAAAUUGCUGCGGAUUUGUUCAUCUAUGUUGACGAUGGCCGAGUUACAUCAUCCAAUAAGUUGGAAUUAAGUGUGUUCGUGUCUCAAGAAAAAUGGGACAAGACCAAGCUUCAGGUUAAGGAGAUCGCGGAAGAACUUAGUGGGUCAACGUCGGGGUCUUUGAAGCACAAGGCGCUAGAGAGAAAGCGCGGUUUUCUAUUCUAUGUUACUCGAACCUACCCAACGAUGGUUCCCUACUUGAAAGGAAUACAUCUGACCCUUGAUGCUUGGAGACCAGGGCGAGAUGAUGAGGGAUGGAAGUCUAUUGGUUACAAGGGAGAGGCGCCAACUCCAAGUUCACAAGACGCCCCGGAAUAUGUGAAGGGAGUACCUAGACUGAAGGAUGACUUGGCUGCUUUAUCGGCUCUCACGGCCUCAGAGAGUCCCCCAAUUCGGAGAGUACGCAGUAAGAGGGUGAUGACGGUAUUCUAUGGGUUUGGAGACGCAUCAGCGGUUGGAUUCUGCAGCACGUUUCAGCGCUUCUCUAAGCAAGGAAGCGGCUUCAUUGCGGAAGACAAAAUACACUAUCGGUAUGGGCACUAG
This is a messenger RNA of Cylindrotheca closterium, 726 nucleotides long. Lineage: Eukaryota; Bacillariophyta; Bacillariophyceae; Bacillariales; Bacillariaceae. The record is from the annotation of a GenBank genome assembly.